Molecule: messenger RNA, 8436 nt
Organism: Crotalus tigris (Tiger rattlesnake)
Lineage: Eukaryota; Metazoa; Chordata; Lepidosauria; Squamata; Viperidae
Gene: IDE
Product: insulin degrading enzyme
Exons: 26
Coding region: 349-3285 (978 amino acids)
Biological process (GO): peptide catabolic process
Cellular component (GO): mitochondrion; cytosol; peroxisomal matrix
Molecular function (GO): metalloendopeptidase activity; metal ion binding
Source: RefSeq, a predicted model, not a curated record
CUGCUUUCUGUUGAGGGAGGGGCCGGCCGGGGAAGUAGGCCGGCUCGGGGGCAGCGGGCAGGGCCUGGAGAUGCGGCAGCGACUCUCCCGGCUUAUUGCUCUGCGGGCCUCCCUGCGGCCACUUCCCUUAGCGCGCCGGCUUUUCCUGAGACAGGAGCAGCACCUCUUCCUUUCAGGGUGUGAAGUGGUCACAGAGGGCCAUAUGUCUUAAAAUGUUAGAUAGGAACCAAUUGAAGUAACCAGCUCAACAGUGUGUCUCCUCAUAAAUACUUCCUGUGUUACAGUGCCAACUGAUUCAUUGUUGUCUAACAGGAAAUAUAAAGGAUUCCGCAAGAAAUAUACUACAAAAUGAAUGAUCUUGCUAUCAAAAGAAUAACAAAUGCAAUUAUCAAAUCACCUGAAGAUAAACGAGAAUAUCGUGGAUUAGAACUGGCAAAUGGCAUCAAAGCAGUGCUUAUCAGUGAUCCCACUACAGACAAAUCUUCAGCUACACUUGAUGUACACAUAGGAUCAUUAUCUGAUCCCAUUAAUAUUCCUGGAUUAAGCCAUUUUUGUGAACAUAUGCUAUUUUUGGGAACUAAAAAAUUCCCAAAAGAAAAUGAGUACAGCCAAUUUCUCAGUGAACAUGGAGGGAGUUCAAAUGCUUUUACCAGUGGAGAACACACCAACUACUAUUUUGAUGUCUCACAUGAACACUUAGAAGGUGCUCUUGACAGGUUUGCCCAGUUUUUCUUGUGCCCUCUCUUUGAUGAAAGUUGCAAAGAUAGAGAAGUGAAUGCUGUUGAUUCUGAGCAUGAGAAGAAUUUAAUGAACGAUUCAUGGAGACUAUUUCAACUAGAAAAGGCUACUGGAAAUCCUAAUCAUCCCUUUAGCAAAUUUGGGACAGGGAACAAGUACACUUUGGAAACUAGACCAAACCAAGAAGGAAUAGAUGUAAGGCAAGAGCUUUUGAAGUUUCACUCCACCUACUAUUCAUCAAAUUUAAUGGCUGUUUGUGUUUUAGGACGGGAAUCUUUAGAUGAGCUAACCAAUCUGGUGGUGAAGUUAUUUUCUGAAGUAAAGAAUAAAAAUGUUCCAAUACCGGAAUUCCCUGAGCAUCCCUUCCAGGAAGAACAUCUCCGACAACUUUACAAGGUGGUACCUAUUAAAGAUUUUAGAAAUCUAUAUGUCACAUUUCCAAUACCAGAUCUUCAGAAGUACUACAAAUCAAACCCUGGCCACUAUCUUGGUCACCUUAUUGGGCAUGAAGGUCCAGGAAGUCUUUUAUCAGAACUGAAAGCUAAAGGCUGGGUAAGCACACUGGUUGGUGGACAAAAAGAAGGCGCUCGAGGCUUCAUGUUUUUUAUCAUCAAUGUUGAUCUUACUGAAGAAGGACUGUUACAUGUGGAAGAUAUUAUUUUGCAUAUGUUUCAAUAUAUUCAAAAGCUACGCACAGAAGGACCUCAAGAAUGGGUUUUUCAGGAAUGUAAGGAUCUAAAUGCUGUAGCAUUCAGAUUUAAAGACAAAGAAAGACCAAGAGGUUAUACAUCAAAACUUGCAGGGAUGCUUCAUUACUAUCCUAUUGAAGAAGUUCUUGCUGCUGAAUAUUUACUUGAAGAAUUUAGACCAGAUUUAAUAGAAAUGGUUUUGGACAAACUGAAACCUGAAAAUGUCCGGGUUGCAAUUGUCUCUAAGACAUUUGAAGGAAAAACUGAUAAAAAAGAACGGUGGUAUGGAACCCAGUACAAGCAAGAAAAUAUUUCUGAUGAAGUCAUUAAGAAAUGGCAAAAUGCUGAUCUUAAUGGGAAAUUCAAGCUUCCAAUGAAAAAUGAAUUUAUUCCUACUAACUUUGAAAUUGUAUCUUUGGAGAAGGAUACACCACAGUACCCAACUCUAAUUAAGGAUACUGCUAUGUGCAAACUGUGGUUCAAGCAAGAUGACAAAUUUUUCCUUCCUAAAGCUUGUCUCAACUUUGAAUUUUUCAGCCCAUUUGCUUAUGUGGAUCCCUUACAUUGUAACAUGGCCUAUUUGUACCUUGAACUACUCAAAGACUCCCUCAACGAGUAUGCAUAUGCAGCAGAACUAGCUGACUUGAACUAUGCUCUCCAAAAUACCAUCUAUGGGAUGUAUCUUUCUGUAAAAGGUUAUAAUGACAAGCAACAUAUUCUGCUGAAGAAGAUUAUUGAGAAAAUGGCUACCUUUGAGAUUGAUGAAAAGCGAUUUGAAAUUAUCAAGGAGGCGUAUAUGCGAUCACUCAACAACUUUCGAGCUGAACAGCCACAUGAGCAUGCAAUGUAUUACCUUCAGCUCUUAAUGACAGAAGUUGCCUGGACCAAAAAUGAAUUAAAAGAAGCUUUAGAUGAUGUCACUCUUCCUCGCCUCAAGGCUUUUAUUUCACAACUGUUGUCACGCUUACAUAUUGAAGCACUUCUCCAUGGCAAUAUAACAAAACAGGCUGCAUUAGGAAUUAUGCAAAUGGUUGAAGAUACACUCAUUGAGCAUGCUCAUACAAAACCUCUCCUUCCCAGCCAGUUAGUAAGAUAUAGGGAAGUACAGCUGCCUGAUAGAGGAUGGUUCGUCUAUCAGCAGAGGAAUGAAGUUCAUAAUAAUUGUGGGAUAGAAGUAUAUUAUCAAACAGAUAUGCAAAGCACUUCAGAGAAUAUGUUUUUGGAGCUCUUCUGUCAAAUUAUCUCAGAGCCUUGCUUUAAUACUCUGCGCACUAAGGAACAAUUAGGUUACAUUGUGUUCAGUGGUCCACGGAGGGCGAAUGGUGUUCAAGGUCUGCGGUUCAUCAUCCAAUCAGAAAAGCCCCCACAUUACUUAGAGAGCAGAGUGGAAGCCUUUUUAAAAACUAUGGAGAAAUCUCUAGAAGAUAUGUCUGAAGAAGCUUUCCACAAACAUAUCCAAGCUUUAGCAAUUCGCCGCCUUGACAAACCAAAGAAACUAUCUGCUGAGUGUGCAAAAUAUUGGGAUGAAAUCAUUUCCCAGCAAUAUAACUUCGAUAGAGAUAACAUUGAAGUGGGAUAUCUCAAAACUCUUACUAAGGAUGAUAUAGUGCAGUUUUAUAAGGAAAUGUUGGCAGUAGAUGCCCAAAGAAGGCACAAAAUAUCGGUCCAUGUACUAGCAAGGGAAAUGAAUUCCUGUCCUGUUGUAGGAGAGUUUCCAAGCCAAAAUGAUAUAAGUCUAACACCAGCACCACCAUUGCCACAGCCAGUUGUGAUUGAAAACAUGACUGAGUUCAAACGCAGCCUACCACUUUUUCCUCUGGUGAAACCUCAUAUCAAUUUCAUGGCCGCAAAACUGUGAAGAAUCUUGCUGGAUGAAGAACUGGAAGGGGAUUAAUAUGCCUUCGGUGGCUUUUCAUAAUGAACAAAGAUCUUAAUCUUUAGGACAAGUGAUCCAGGAUUCCUGAUUCCUUCUAGGUUCAUCCAGCAUCAGUGCUGCAAUAGGGAUACAGCAAGUUAAGCAAGUAUGCUGUAGUCAUGUGUUAUGUUUGUCAUAGAGCCACUACCAGAAACUAAAAUUAAGUGGUAUAUAUGAAGAUCUGUGUAGGUAAAUGGUAUAUUUUAAAAUAAUGUGGCCCUUUAAUAGUUUAGUUUGCAUGGAUUGUGAAGAAGUUUCUAUACCAGUCUGAUCUUUGCUUGCAAAUUAUUGCUUUUUUUUAAGAUCAACUGUUUUGGAAGCAUAUUUUGUUGAACAAGAAAGAAAAUAUUAUUAAAAGGCCAUAUUGAUGUUUUUAAAGGAAGCAUGGAGUGAUAACUUUUUUUAAAAAAAUAGAUUCUUGGAAGCAGCCAUUUAGAUUCUAUGUAAAAAUCAGUGGAAAGGGGAGGAAAAAAAUUACAAAUAUCUUUAAAGAGUUAUUGGAAAAGUCAAAAUAGUUUUAAUCUUUAUACCUGUUUGAGGACAUUUUAUAUACAGACUAAUAAAAUGCUGGAAACACUUGGGUAGCCAUGUUUUUCUUGCCAAGAGUGUUACUUUAUAACCUUUGUAUUUUCUUAGGGUUGCACUGAUCUCUUACCAUUCUUUGACUUAUAAAUAAAAUUACUUUGGCAAUUUUUUUUCUUCCAGUUGUCAUGUACUGUUUUAGGACAGAUCUAAUAGGAUCUGGGUGUACUGUAUCUUUUUAAAAGGCCAUCAAUAAUUAUUGGUAGUUAUUUAAACCGUAGACAAACACUCCUUUAUCAGAAACUCACAAUUUAAUAUUUGCCUGGAUCCCCUGCAUACUGUGUGAAGGUCGAGUGUGAUCACCUAGCAUGAUCAGCCUUAUACACACUCAGUCUGCACCUUUCUCAGUUCACUAAAGCUUGUUGCAGAUUCUCAUACCACACAGAGAUCUUUCUAGGAAUAGAAAGUGGGAACUAAUAUAUUUAUAGAGUUCAUGCACAUCGGCAGUAACUAUCAGUCUAAUGAUGCAGAAGUUGAACUUUCCUUGAUCAUUUGUCUGCUCAAAAGCUCUCAGUAUUUUAAAUGCAUCCUGAAUUCUUAGGCUGCAUCACUUUUAUGUGGCACUUCAAGCAUCUGAAAUGCAGUCCAAGUAGUUUUUGAUUUACGACCGAUUGCUUAGGGACCAUUCAAAGUUACAAUGACCUGAGAGAGAGAACUUCAAAUUUGAAGUUCUGACAGUCAGACCCCCUUCGCAGUCAUGUGACUGAACAGCUGUUCAGCAACAUGCUACCAUUUGCAGAGUUUGCAGAGUCUGCCCAUAGUGAACUGUGGUUUGCUUAAUGACCACAGCCUUCUCUUUACUGCCGUAAAAGGGUAAAAUUGGGCCUGUGAUCUAUUUUACAACUGUCACAACAAACGACUGUAAUGGACAGGCUCCAUUACGGUCGUUUGUCAGAGACUACCUGUAAUAGCACUAUAUGAUUUGCUUUUUAUGAUUCAGAAAAGCAAUCAUUUGCCAGUUGAUUUUAAGAAAGAAAGGGGAGAUAAUUGUGCAAAAUAAACUGGAAUCAAGUAUAAAUGAAGUUAAUAUUUUAAUUGUAAAACUAAAAAAAAAAGCUUUUGAACGGUUAUGCGCUCAAAAGCACAUAGAGUAAAACCAGGUGCUAAUUUGAGGCUGGAGCUGGAAAGUGAAGAGGCAUUUGUAUUUCCAAUGGCAAUGUUAUUUCAGUUCAUAGUAAGUUUCCAAGUUCAUUCUCUGAUUUUAGUAUUAAGUGGUUAGACAUGAGGACCUUACACUCAAAUAUUAACAGCUUUAAAAGAUGAGUCUAGAAUGUGUUUAUUGGGGUUACACCACUUAUAUAUUUUUGUUAUGAUUAAUUCAAGUGAUGCCUUGUUUAUUGUAAAAUUAUGUUACAUAUUCUGGAAGAAACAAGCUAUAGAACAGUUUACAUUAAUGUAUAAAAAUAACUAAAGAGAGAACAUAGAAUUAAAUGAAGUGCUAUAUAAUUAUAUUUCACCUUGAUGAUUUAAUUUAAAGAACGACAGCAUAUUCUUAUGUCAUAUACUUGAGUAAUUGAAAGGUACUCUUUCAUGCUUCAGAGAUUCAUUAUUUUGUUACUCAAGAAGAUGUACUUUUCAACUAGUAGACAAAAUAGGAGCAUUUUAACCAUGAGCUAUAAAGAUUCUUCUUUAUUGGUACAAGAUAAGAGCAUUGUCGCUUAACAUCAAAACAAACUAUAAACUAAUCUGAUGACAUCAGUCAGAUGCUCCCUUCCCACUGUAACAAAUGGCAGUUUGUUGGGGCUACAUAGAAGGUUUUGCAGUGUUUUGAAGUCCAUUAGCAAGAGCUCAUUUGGAAUGUGAACACAAUGUUGUUUGCUACUUAUUAGAAGAAGAGUAUCUACACAAUCAUAGCCUUCAAGAUGCAUGUCAUCUUGUGGAACCCCCUUUAAAUCUGUAGAAGAAUUGUUUCAGUUAUCCAGUAAACAAUGCUUAAAAUAAUUUUAUCAAAUUAUUUGUAUUCACAAAGCAUGAAAUACAUGCAACAACAUUUAUGACAAAAUCUGUAUAAAGAUUUCUCUUUAUAUACUUUUCUUCCAAAUUUAAUACCUUUGGAUGUGUUUACAUUGCAGUAUAAUUCUUAGGAGUCCCAGAUAGUUUGAUAAUACUUAGUGAAAAUUCUGACAAUUGUAAUCCUAUCACAUCUUGAGAGUGCUAGAUGGUAGGAGGCUGUCCUAGAAUGACAAUACAAAUCUGCACAACUUACUUGUUAGUGGGGCUAGUUCUAGUCACAUUUUAAGACAAGGAUCUGCAAUUUACUACCCUAUUGAGUUCUAUAUUCUAUACCUUGGGUGUCAAACUCGCCACGUCACGUGACAUGUGACAUAUCGUGACUCUUUUUGCAUUGCAGGCAAUGGGGUGGGCAUGGCUUCGGUAUGAUGAAACCGGCCCGCGAGCUGGCAGUUUGACACCCCUGUUCUAUACUGACAUAGUUCAGAUAUUCACUCAAUAACACCACUUAGGAAGACCAUCAGCCAGCUACAUUAGGAGGUACAGCAUAUCUCUCGCACAUUCUUGUAAGUUCUACUAGAAGCCUUCACUCUCCGCAAGGAAGACUCUUCAGACAUCAUCCCAGGUCAAUGUCUAAAAGAUGUUUGAGUUCCAAGUUGUUUUUUUAAGGUUCAAAGCCAGUAUUCCAGAAUCUGAUCCUUUUAGACUAUUUGUGUACCAUUUUUUCCAGGCCAAAGACCACACUUGGUCCUCAAGCAAGAGCUAUAUUUCAAACAUCAGUGAGCAUUUUUUAAAAAUGUGAUUUCUAUUUCAAUAAAAUUAAAAGCAAUAAAAUGGGAUAAAGAUCAAAUAAAUACAAUUACUAAGAUGACUACAGGGUGCAGGUGGCUAAAAUGGAAGAAAUGGGGGGAGUCAGAAACAGUCCCUUAUCUUACUGAGGCUCAGGGCUGGAAGCAAGCAAGCACAGAAUGGCUUGGACAGAUGGGAAUGGCCAGGAUUGCAGUUGCUAAGCGAUGCUGUCAUGUGAUCUCUCACCUUGCAACUGCAUCACUUAGUGACCAAUAUUCUGGUCCCAAUUACUGUCAUAUGUUGGGGAUUACUUGUAAUUACCUACACCUCUCAUCUCCACAUAUGUCUAACAAAGUUCUUUCUUGUUGCCCAAUAUCCCAUUACUAAUGCUUUAUCUAUUUGUCAAAUUAGUUAAAAUCAUAUGUACUAUAUGAGGGUUUUUUUUUUAAAGAUAGAAACUCGUACAAGUAGUCCUUAACUUAUGACCACAAUUGGGGCCAAAAUUUUCAUUGCUAAACAAGAUAGUUGUUAAGUGAGUUUUGUCCCAGUUUAUGGCCUUUCUUGCCACAGUUGUUAAAUCAAGGACUACCUGUACUAUAAAUUUAAAAUAGAUGUGGGAGGGAUAUUUAAGCUUGCAAAGAGGUUAAGAACUGUCAAUUAUUUCUGCAAAGAAAAUAAGAUUUUGGAAUAGUGAGUAAUUCCUAAUGUAUCUCGACUAUUUUAAAACACUGUAGUUAUUACUUCCAUAGUCAUACAAGUUACUCUCUUUAUACCAGAUGCUGCAAACAUGAAAAAAGUAUAAAAAUUAAUAUAAUAUGGGUUGUAUCCAAGUUAAUUAUAGAUGAUGAUCAUUAUCACAACACUAAAUAUCAGGGUUGAAGUUAUAACAUGGACAAAACAUCAUUUUCUGACAUAACAUUGGCAGAAUAUGUGCCAGUUUUCAGGCUGAAUCUUACAUUUAGAACUACUCAAUUUGGAAUCUUGGGCAGGAAUGCCUGAGAGAUUGAUCCAUAAAUGCAAAGGGAGGGUCAGUGGACAUACAAAGGUUGACUGGUUUGUCCCUCAGCAGCCACCGUUUCUGCCUGAUUUUAAAGUUCCCCCUUUACAUUUUUAAAUUUUUCCCCCUUUAAUUUUGCAGGAAGCUAUCAAUCGAGGGAUACUCAAAAGCAGACUGUGUCACUUGGAUCUAUAUUGAUUUAUUGGAUUUUUACUCAAUUAUAGAACAGGAAUAUGCCCCCUUCAAAACAUUACUAAACUCUGUUUCCUUUAUCCCUCAUCUUUGAUCCUACAGUAUGUUUCUGAGAAUUAUAGUUUACUUACAUCUGGAAAGCCACAGGGAGCGAGUUCUAGACAAAGGUAUAAUAAAAUAGCAUUGGUGGGAUGAGGGCUACAUUAAAAGAUAAUGAACUUGGUAUGCCCAUGUAGUAGGAAUAAAUCAUAUUCACUAGUAGGUAUUUUAAGUGUUCUCCAGCAUUUUAUAGUUUGCAUUUGGUAAAACAAUGCAGUUUGAUAACUCAGGCAUUCAGUGGAUUCUCUCUUGUAGAUCCAAAGCUGCAGUGUCGACAAGCAAUAACAAAUUACUUAGUUAUACUGUUAAUCAGUUCUAGUGCUCAUUAACAAAAUGUAUGUAAUCAUAAAUAAUGACUUAAUAACUGUAAUUUUUGCAAGUGCUGUUUUAAAAACUUGAUUUAGAAUCCGGGUGCAUGUUUGACACAGUAUGGCGGAGUGUUUGUCAUACUCUUAAUAAUAAACAACCUGAAUACCUUGUCUGGA